UCUUACCACUGGCUCAGCCAACGGAAAACUUGUUGAACUCUUUUCUGGAGUUACAAAGUUCAAUAACAAAUGGGGUCCUUUUGACGUAUUAUUAUGCGUUGGCGAUCUGUUUGGUGAAAAUGCGGACGAAAUAAACCGUUUGUUAUCAGAGGAAAUAAAAGUUCCAAUAACAACAUAUUUUAUGCAUGGUAAACAUGAGUUGCCGAAUAUCGUAAAAGAACGUGUCGAAAACAAUAAUGGGGAGUUGUGUCAGAACCUUUUCUAUCUUGGUAAUCAAGGUAGCAUGACCACAACGCAUGGCGUAAAAAUCGCCUUUGCGAGUGGUAUCUUAGAUUCUACUAUAAAUAAUCCCCCUUCUGAUGUAGAUAUACUUCUCACAUAUGAAUGGCCCAAGGAUAUCACCCGUUUAUCUUCGCAGGAGGUUACUAAUGUAUCGGGGUCAACAUACGUGGCGCAAUUAGUGGAAAAAGUCAAGCCGAGGUAUCAUUUUGGUGCUUCUGAGAAAGUUUUCUUCAAAAGAGAACCUUAUCAGAACACUCCAUCAACGAGCGAAAAUGACGAUACACAAUUAAAGAUGGGAAUUCCUACUUGGUUUGUAGGGCUGGCUGAAGUUGGUAACUCAGAAAAGGAAAAA
Racocetra persica is the source of this 634-nucleotide messenger RNA. The record is from the annotation of a GenBank genome assembly. Lineage: Eukaryota; Fungi; Glomeromycota; Glomeromycetes; Diversisporales; Gigasporaceae.